Molecule: messenger RNA, 2151 nt
Organism: Diaporthe citri
Lineage: Eukaryota; Fungi; Ascomycota; Sordariomycetes; Diaporthales; Diaporthaceae
Exons: 6
Coding region: 1-2151 (716 amino acids)
Biological process (GO): L-tryptophan biosynthetic process
Cellular component (GO): cytoplasm
Molecular function (GO): tryptophan synthase activity
Source: RefSeq, a predicted model, not a curated record
AUGGAGGCCAUCAAGCAGACCUUUCAACGGUGCAAGGCCGAGAAACGGAGUGCACUGGUCACCUACGUGACAGCAGGCUACCCCAAGCCCGAGGACACCGCCGAUAUCUGCCUCUCUAUGGAGAGGGGAGGUGCAGACAUCAUUGAGCUCGGAAUACCCUUCACAGACCCCAUAGCAGACGGCCCGACCAUCCAGACCUCCAAUACGGUCGCCCUUGAGAAUGGUGUCACCCUCGCAAGCACCCUCCAGAUGGUCCGCGAUGCCCGGAAAAGAGGCCUGAAGACGCCUGUUCUGCUUAUGGGCUACUACAACCCUCUGCGCGCCUACGGCGAGGAGGCCCUGCUGGAUGACUGCAAGGACGCCGGCAUCAACGGCUUCAUCAUCUGCGACUUGCCUCCCGAGGAGGCCGUCUCCUUCCGCAAGCUAUGUUCCAAGGGCGGCCUCUCCUACAUCCCUCUGAUCGCCCCUGCCACCUCGGACAAGCGCAUGCGUCUCCUCUGCCAGCUCGCCGAUUCCUUCAUCUACGUCGUCUCGCGCCAGGGCGUCACAGGUGCUCUCGGCACGAUGAACGCUCACCUUCCCGAGCUCCUGGAGCGUGUGAAGAAGUACUCCGGUAACAAGCCUGCUGCGGUCGGCUUUGGCAUCUCCACCCGUGACCACUUCACCAGCGUGGCACAGGUUGCCGACGGCGUUGUCGUGGGUAGCAUGAUCGUCACCACACUGCAGAAGGCGCCCGAGGACCAGCGCUACAAGGCCGUCCAGGAGUACUGCUCGUACCUCUGUGGGAGGACGCCCGAAGAGGGCCUAACGAGGGAGGUCGGCGUUGUCGAGGCAAUCUCCCAGGCCAAGGAACCCAACGCCCAGCCCACCGUGAGCGCCGUCAUUUCAGACAACCAUGUCAACGGCGAGGAUGCCGGGCUGGUGUCCCAGCUGGCCGCGCUGCAUGGCAAGAUCCCGGAGCGGUUCGGAGAGUUUGGAGGGCAGUACGUGCCCGAGUCGCUGAUGGACUGCCUCUCCGAGCUCGAGGAGGGCUUCAACCAGAUCAAGGACGACCCGGCCUUCUGGGAGGAGUUCCGCUCAUAUUACCCGUACAUGGGCCGGCCAGGCCAGCUCCAUCUUGCCGACAGGCUGACAAAGUACGCUGGCGGCGCCAACAUCUGGCUCAAGAGGGAGGACCUCAACCACACCGGUAGCCACAAGAUCAACAACGCCGUUGGUCAGAUCCUGCUUGCGCGGAGGUUAGGAAAGACAAAGAUCAUUGCUGAGACCGGAGCGGGUCAGCAUGGUGUCGCGACUGCCACCGUGUGUGCCAAGUUUGGCAUGGAAUGCACAGUGUACAUGGGUGCCGAGGACGUGAGACGGCAAGCACUGAACGUCUUCCGCAUGAAGCUUCUCGGCGCCAAAGUGGUCGCCGUCGAGGCGGGCAGCAAGACGCUUCGAGACGCUGUCAACGAGGCUAUGCGGGCCUGGGUUGUCCAGCUCGAGGACACCCACUACAUCAUCGGCUCUGCUAUCGGCCCACACCCCUUCCCGACGAUAGUGAGGACCUUCCAGUCCGUCAUCGGCAACGAGACCAAGCAGCAGAUGCUGGAAAAGCGGGGCAAGCUGCCAGACGCCGUCGUGGCGUGCGUCGGCGGUGGUAGCAACGCCACCGGCAUGUUCUUCCCCUUCUCUAACGACCCCUCGGUCAAGCUCCUCGGGGUCGAGGCCGGCGGUGAUGGUAUCGACACCCCGCGCCACUCGGCGACGCUGGCAGCGGGCUCCAAGGGCGUGCUGCACGGUGUCAAGACCUACGUGCUGCAGAAUGAGCACGGGCAGAUCCAGGACACGCACUCGGUGUCUGCAGGUCUCGACUACCCCGCCGUUGGGCCCGAGCUGGCCUCGUGGAAGGACAGCGAGCGCGCCAAGUUCGUCGCCGCCACGGACGAGCAGGCAUUCCUCGGCUUCAAGCUCAUCAGCCAGCUGGAGGGCAUCAUCCCUGCGCUGGAGUCGGCGCAUGGUGUCUACGGGGCCAUCGAGCUGGCCAAGACCAUGAAGCCUGGCGAGGACGUGGUCAUAUGUCUGAGCGGCCGCGGCGACAAGGAUGUACAGAGCGUGGCCGACGAGCUACCUGUAAUAGGACCCAAGAUCGGUUGGGACCUGCGGUUCUAG